Dovyalis caffra is the source of this 1824-nucleotide messenger RNA. The record is from the annotation of a GenBank genome assembly. Lineage: Eukaryota; Viridiplantae; Streptophyta; Magnoliopsida; Malpighiales; Salicaceae.
AUGAAGUUUGGGAAGGAAUUUGCCUCACAAAUGGUGCCAGAAUGGCAAGAAGCUUACAUGGGUUAUGAUCAUUUGAAGACCCUUCUGAAAGACAUCAAGCGUACGAAGCAAAAAAAGAGGCCAUCAGGUGACCUAAACCGAGCUUUAACUCUGUACAGAACUUUCAGUGGUCUAAUACAGAGGCAGAAGAAGCAUUCUACAGGCUCAAAGGACAUUGAAAGCCAAGCCAUUCCUGAGAAUUCUGCGAGUGCCCCUGAAAGUUACGAUACAUUUUUUCUCCUGGCUGCCAAGGAAGGAGGGGAACCUGUGUUAGUGUUCUUGAAAAAGCUUGGCGAUGAGUUUGAUAAGGUUGACAGCUUUUACAAAUCUAAGGUCCAAGAGGUGAUGGAUGAAGCUGAAAUGUUGAGCAAGCAAAUGGAUACUUUGAUUGCCUUUCGUGUGAAAGCGGAGAACUUGCAGGGAUUGUUUAAUAAGUCUAGAAGCUUGAAUCAUCUUGGUUCUGAUGUUGCAGCGACAACUUCAUCUAUUGCUGGAUCAAGUAGAAGUAUCUCCAUGGAUGUACAGUCGAAUCGAAGGCAAGUGGAUGACCUAAAUGACGGUAUAGAUGAUAAACAUACCGAUACCAUCCGCGAAGAGAUUGAUGAAAAGAAACUAAAGAACAGCAGUAGAUGGAAAGCAGCUCCAUUAGAAAUACUUAAUCAAGCGAAACUGAAAAGAAUUUGUGAAACUCCUCGUUCAACCAUCAAAGGCUUCUUCGACAUGUCUAAUCAAACCGAGCCAAAGCGGUACCGGAUCAAUUAUACCUUCAUAUUUGGCUUCAAACAAGGAGCAGAACUGGGUUACCGAGAUGUUCUGAUGUUAGGCUUUGGUCUAGCGGUGCUGUCAAUAGCCAGCGUGCUUGCAAACCUUGACAUGGAAAUGGAUCCCAGAACAAAAGAUUACGAAGGAUUGACUGAACUUGUACCUUUAGGUUUGGUUGUGCUUGUGCUUAUCAUAUGCAUCUUCCCAUUCAACAUUAUAUAUCGCUCAAGUCGCUUCUUCUUUCUCACAAGUUUGCUUCACUGCAUCUGUGCUCCUCUAUACAAGGUCUCAUUCCAGGAUUUCUUCUUGGCAGAUCAGUUAACUAGCCAGGUGCAAGCCCUUAGAAGCUUGGAGUUCUACAUAUGCUACUAUGGCUGGGGAGACUAUAAACUAAGACAAAAUACAUGCAAAACCAGUGAUGUAUACAGCACUUUCAAUUUCAUCAUUGCUGUAAUUCCUUACUGGUCUCGUCUCCUUCAGUGCGUUCGACGCCUCUUUGAAGAGAAGGACAUGAAGCAAGGAUAUAAUGGGCUUAAGUAUUUCUUCACAAUUGUUGCCGUCUGUACCAGGACUGCAUACAGUCUUGAUAAAGGACUGGCCUGGAAAGCGAUCGCCGGAAUAUUCUCAGCAAUUGCUGCUGUCUAUGGUACAUACUGGGACCUAGUCAUGGACUGGGGGCUUCUGCAAUUUAAGUCGAAGAACUGGUUGCUAAGAGACAAACUCCUUAUCCCAUACCGAAGCGUGUAUUUUGGAGCAAUGGUCCUGAAUGUAUUGCUGAGAUUUGCCUGGUUGCAAACUGUCCUGAACUUCCAAGUGUCUUUCCUACAUGCACAGAGCUUAAUUGCAAUUGUUGCCAGCCUAGAGAUUAUUCGUCGCGGAUUAUGGAACUUUUUCAGGUUGGAGAAUGAACAUUUACACAACGUUGGAAAGUAUCGCGCAUUCAAGUCUGUACCACUACCUUUCGACUACAAUGUAGACGAAGACAAACAUCAGUUGGUUAUUGCAUCAGAACAAAAUCAAUAG